Molecule: messenger RNA, 3024 nt
Organism: Rhineura floridana
Lineage: Eukaryota; Metazoa; Chordata; Lepidosauria; Squamata; Rhineuridae
Gene: TSEN54
Product: tRNA splicing endonuclease subunit 54
Exons: 11
Coding region: 360-1973 (537 amino acids)
Biological process (GO): tRNA-type intron splice site recognition and cleavage
Cellular component (GO): tRNA-intron endonuclease complex
Source: RefSeq, a predicted model, not a curated record
GGUUAAGCUAUAUGUUACUUUUGGGGGGGGACUGUUCUAAACGUUGCCAGCUUAAAGGAAAAGCAAGGGUCCGCCACUGCCGCCCAAUCCAGAUCGGGCUCGAUGAAAACCCGCCUCCUCCUUCCCUGUGCUCGCGCGUUUGUCUGAGAGUCGCGCGCGCGCGCUCAGCAUUGCACCUCGUUCCAUGUACGUCUGUGGGUGUGAGCCGCGCUACUGCGCGUUCCAUGCCACUGAAAAGCGAUGGCUUUGGAGACCCGGAGCGAGGAUUAUCUAUGCUGAACGCAUUUUGGCGCUAGGACCCAGGAGAAAGUGAGGAAGCGGCUGAGGCCCAGGUGGGAGGAGUUAACAGGGCGCUCUCGAUGGAUCCUGAACAUCCUCUGUCGAGUCGCCGUUUGCUCAGCCCAGCAGAGCUGCUGGCAGCUCGCGCACGUGAUCACAAGGUCCCUCAGCGCUCACAUGGCCAGAAGGAUUUCAUCCCCGAUGGAUCAGAAGAACAAGAGGAGAGGCUGCAACAGUGCCGGGAAGAGCACUGGCAGCUUUUGGAGGAAGAACGUGUGGAGCGGUUGUAUGUUGUAGUAGUAGUAGUAGUGCAGAGGGGAAGUCUGGUGAAAGCUGAGUGGAAGCCUCAGGAAGGUAUCGUAGAACUGAAAUCCCCUGCUGGGAAAUUCUGGCAAACAAUGGGGUUUGCAGAGCUCGGAAAGCAGUGCCUGCAGCCAGAGGAAGCCCUGUAUCUCCUGGAAUGUGGAUCUGUUCAGCUGUUCUACAGAGACUUGCCUUUGUCAGUCCAGGAAGCCUAUGAGAAUCUGCUAUCUCAGAAGUCAGUGAGCCUGCUGAUGUACCAGGUGUUCAGUCACUUGAAGAGACUGGGUUACAUCGUUCUGAGAUUCUGUCCCAGCACUGUUCCAACACCUUAUGAGAGGCAGCUGAACUUCGAUAGCCACUACCAGAGUACAGAGAGAAGCCGCCGUAAGAGGAAAAGGAGCUCCAGCCCUUGGUUGCAACAAGACAAAAAAUCCAAGGCAUCUGAGAAAUCGCAGGAAUGCAAAGAAUCGCCCAAAAAGGCCAGGAGGCAUCACGAGAGUUCCAGCCACCCAGCCUUGGAUGAUUCAUCCGAGGAAAGAACAAAAGCUUUGGAUCCUAACAUUGCAGCUGGGGAGCCAGCCCCAUCUUCCAGUGUCACAAAAGAAUGUAAUGAAACUCCAGCUUGUGCUCAAGAUCACAGUGAAAGAUCUAGCAAGACCUUUCGUGGGAGCUACGACAGUGUCCAUCCCUCCCGCUGGGAUUACACCACCAUUAUAUUCCCCAACAUGGGUGCUGAUUGCCCGCACACCCUCCUGGCAGAGCCUGAUAAGAGGCUCCUCCCAGAGAAUGUAAUGGCACCGGAGGUUGAUGUGGCCUGUUGGUGCAGGAAGCUCAACCAGAAGCAAGAGAGGUUGACGCGCAAGGAGCGGGAGCAGCUGAAGUGGGAGCGCAGGUACAAAAGCAGUGUCAAUGAGGAUAAAGAAGUCCAGCGCUGCUCCACAUGGCAAGAGUAUAAGGCACUUCUGAAAGAGAGGAGAGAGUGGCAGGAAUGGAACUGCCCUGCACACCUCUGGGAACAGGCAGUCACCCCACUUGUGAAGCCAAACCAAGGUCUUUCAACAGCCAAUGUCCUCCAACAGAUCAGUGUGUUCCAGUCCUCCCAAAUCCUGGAUGAGGCAUCUCGACUGCAGAACAAUUCCAGAGACAUGAAGAUAGAUUUUGAUGUGUACCAAGCAGAUGCAGCUUCUAGCUUUAAGAAGAACAACCCUGGGAAGCCAUAUGUCCGGAUGUGUGUUCGGAGGUUUGAUGAGCCAAUCCCGUCCCUGAGGGCAGUGAAGCAGCUUUCUUACCAAAGUGGAGACGUCCCAGUGGUCUUUGCACUAGUAGACAAUGGAGACAUCACUUUCUACUCUUUUAAGGAGUUCAAGCUGCCUAUUGAUGUUCAUCACUGAUAUUGCUGUUGCCACAUGGCAAAACAUAUUUGGGACUGGUUUGUGUUUUAUAGAAAAUAUUACUCAGGACUUGACUUCUGAUUUAUUCACUUGAAUACUAUAUAGAAUCUCUGACUGUCUACAUCGGGUCACCAAUGAAUGCAGAUUUCAUGCAGCAAGAACCUGCUCAUUCAUAAAAGCAAAGAGCAGUUAAAACAAAACAAAAAAUUCUGGGCAGAAACCCACAACUGCAUUUUGUUUUGUUCUUUAUUUGGUGCCAGGAGAGCGUUUCCAUAAAGAAUAAUCUAGUUUACACCAGCUGGAAGGUAUGGCACAUAUAAACAAUAAAAGCUGACAUUCAGUAUCAGUGAUCCACCAAGUAACAUGGAACAAGCCAUUAUUGCAGGGGUAGCCAACGUAGUGCCUUCCUGAUCUUGUUGGAAUACAGCCCCCCCUGAAUAUUGCCUUUGAUGGCUGGGACAGAUGGGAGAUUUAGUCCAACAUCUAGAGGGCACCAUGUUGGCUGUCCCUGCAUUAUUACCUGAUUAUUUUUUCUAGUCGCAGAGCAGCCAGUGAAAACCUGAGGAUAGUCUCCUGUUGCUGGACACAUUUUUUUCCCUUCAACCGCAGUGAUCUACCAGAGGAAAGGAAACUGCAAAAUGCUGAGAUCUUGCAGAAUCCAUGGAAAUACACCACCACUUGUUUGUGUGUGAUAUUUCCACAAAGUGAGUGAACCUUCAAUUACUCGGGGCUUGAGUCAUCAUGACCAGACUGCCGUGCUUCUGCUUUCCAGCCCCUCUUCUGGAUGCAGCUUGAUGUUCCACGUUGAGAAUUACUGUCUGUAUCACUAAGUUUAUUUAUAACCUUUGCUACCAUGGAGAUUUUUUUUCUUCAGAUACCAAAUUUCUGUCUUUUUCUGUGCUGUGAACUUGCUACGGUAGUUGGAGCCAGAAAGGAGUAAUAUCAAAAAAUGAAGGGACUGGGUUUUUUUACUAAGAAAUUUUAGAGGCAGUUUUGGGUGAUUGCCGAGUGUGGAAAUUAAAGCAAUAAAAUAACUCUUUUUGUGUGUUAA